This is a messenger RNA of Hypomesus transpacificus, 2561 nucleotides long. It is a transcript of the gene khdc4, whose product is annotated as KH domain containing 4, pre-mRNA splicing factor. Bases 125 to 1915 code for a protein of 596 amino acids. NCBI's taxonomy places the organism in Eukaryota, Metazoa, Chordata, Actinopteri, Osmeriformes, Osmeridae. The record is from RefSeq and is a predicted model, not a curated record. Gene Ontology annotation, cellular component: nucleus. Gene Ontology annotation, molecular function: RNA binding. The transcript is spliced from 14 exons.
ACACAAUGUCAAGCAAAAUAUUCCACAACACCAGUCUGAUCGAGCUUUUUUUCGGUUGACGGGUGGAGUUUCCAGAGCAUUUACUUCCAAUAUAACCUACUAACUAACUAUAAAUAGGAUAUUGAUGUCAUUUGGUGGCACACAAAACGGCGGUCGCCGUAGUAAAUGGGACCAGCCCGGGCCGGGUUCAGGGGGGAUGGGAGAAGCGGAGGCAGCACCUACCGGGGCUCUGGAUGCUGCCGCUGCGGUGGCUGCAAAGAUCAACGCCAUGCUGGUGGCCAAGGGGAAACUGAAGCCUUCUCAGAUCGGAAGCUCUGGUCCUCCUGACAAGGUUGUAGGGAUGGGGAAGCCUCAGAUGGCCAUGAAAGCAAAGGAUGAUUUGGUGGUGGCCGAGGUGGAGAUCAACGAUGUGCCUCUCACCUGCAGAAACCUGCUGACCCGAGGGCAGACACAGGAUGAGAUCAGCAGAGUGAGCGGUGCUGCUGUCUCCACCAGGGGGCGCUACAUGGCUUCUGAAGAGAAGGGCAAAGCAUUACCAGGGGACCGGCCUCUCUACCUGCAUGUCCAGGGCCAGACCAGGGAGCUGGUGGACAGAGCGGUGAACAGGAUCAAGGAGAUCAUCACCAACGGUGUGGUGAAGGCUGCCACGGCAACCUCCACCGCCCUGUCCUCCUCCUACAGCCCCGCCACCGUCAUCUACCACCACCAGAACCCCCCGCCCCCAUCACUGCCCCCCAUGAGCCACCACAAGCCUCACUUCCAGUCUGGGAUGCACUAUGUGCAGGACAAGCUGUUUGUGGGUCUGGAGCACGCCAUCCAGGGCUUCACGGUGAAGGACAGGGUGGAGGGCCCCUGCUGUUCUUACCUGCAGCACAUCCAGAUGGAGACUGGAGCCAAAGUGUUCUUGCGGGGCCGGGGCUCUGGCUGCCUGGAGCCUGCCUCUGGAAGAGAGGCCUUCGAACCCAUGUACAUCUAUAUCAGUCAUCCCAAACCGGAGGGUCUUGCAGCAGCCAAGAUCUUGUGUGAAAACCUCCUGCAGACAGUCCAUGCAGAAUACUCCCGCUUCCUAAACCAGAUGAGUUCCAUGAUGCCUACUCAAGGCUUCAUCCAGCCGCCGGUGGUGAACGGGAUGCCCCCCCAGCCCCAGUACUACCCCCCUGCUGGGUUCCAACCAGGCUACCCUAUGCCUGUGCCUCCCCCACAACCCCAGCCCCAACCUGUCCCGCCCCCCUACACUGUCCCCCCUCCCAUACCCCCUGGUGCCCCCACUGGUGUCCCUCCUCUAGGUUCUCAGUACUCCCUCCCCCCCACCCCGGUCUCCAUGCCUCAGGCUCUUCCUCCAGCUCCCUUCCCCCCAGCUGCUGCUACUCUGCCUAAAGCCCCGCCUCCAGUCCUCUCAGCCAAUCAACCGCAGAAGAGACGAUUCACAGAAGAGAUCCCAGACGAGGCAGACAGCGGCCUGCUGGGAUACCAGCAUGGACCCAUUCAUAUGACUAAUUUAGGUGCAGGCUUCACCGUGGCCACCCCAGAGGCCUCAGGACCCCCGCCCCAGAGUUCCUCCAGCCCGCCGAGGGAGAGGGACAGUAGGCAGCUAAUGCCCCCACCCAUGCCCAUGAACGGAGGAGUGCGACCCGCGGCGGAGGAGAGGAGGCUGCAGCACGGCCCCCUGGAGCCCUCAGUGAAGCGCAUGAAGGCGGGUCUCGUGGCGUACGCUGGUGACUCAUCCGACGAAGAGGAGGAUCACUCCACCCCCAAACACUCGGGGGCAGGUAACCCUGGGGGGCCCCCUCCCCCCGUCUCCCCAGGCUGGACGCUGGGGUACCGGUGCCCCCCUCCUCCUCCCCCACGGGCCAAAACACAGCAGCAGCAGCAACAUCAGCAGCCGCCACACAUGCCAUUCUGGAUGGCUCCCUGAGACUGGAGUUCAUGUUCUCCCCCACCAUAAAGCCCCCCCUGACCCCCCCGCCCCCCUGACCCCCCGCCCCCUGCUGUGGAUGCAAGAUCAAACAAGCUCCGCCCCCUACUACGCCUUGCCAAACUGUAGCUGCUCCAAUUGGACGGUCUCUUUUUCUAAUGAAGUGGAUUGACUUUGAUACCGUUGUCUUGUGCUCAGCAGUGAAGAGGUGUGUUGUGAAUGACUUGUACAGACUCUUUAUAAAGAGGAAAGACUGAGAAACAGUGAAGCAUGUCAGUGUUUGGGAUGUCUGCAUAUGGUUUGGGUUUAAGUGUGCGAAGAUGUAAGGUGCCCUAGGUGUGUACAAGCUACUAAGUGGACGCUCAUUGUGAAUCAUUUCAGUAUGUGUCUCCCUUCAGAUUUACUAUCUUAACAAAUAGCUGCUGUUAAGGACAUGUACACCACGUUAAACAGAUAGGGUCAUAGUUUCCACACUUUUUCUGUCUUCAUCUCUCCACCUUAAUUUUUCUUUUCAGAACGAGACUUGCCCUCUAUUGUCCCCUUGUAGCACAGAUCUUACCAAUAGGCCUUUUUGGCUUGUCUGUACGACGACCGACUCGGAACUAUUCUCAAUGCUUUUGUGAAAUAAACAUUAUUUAUUACCGUG